Messenger RNA from Balearica regulorum gibbericeps (East African grey crowned-crane), 3721 nucleotides. NCBI's taxonomy places the organism in Eukaryota, Metazoa, Chordata, Aves, Gruiformes, Gruidae. The record is from RefSeq and is a predicted model, not a curated record.
GUUCACAGCCAAGGGUUUUUGGUGGAGGAGGAUGGGAACGCGCAGACGUGCCGUGUGCUGCUGAGUGACGUGACAGGAGAGGCGGUGUGUGCGUUCCUGCGAUACCUUUAUGCUGCUGAUGCUGACAUCCCUGCUGGGGUGCUGCCCCAGGUGGGGGCUCUGGCUGCCAGGUUUGGUGUGAGGGAACUGGUGGCAAAGUGUGAAAACAACACUGGAGAGAGUCAGGUGUCUUCUGGAGUGGAUUCAGAAGAUGAUCUUAUCUCUGUGAGGGAUGACAAAGAUGGUGAGGACAGAGCUGAGAACUUCCAAGACCUCUUGAAGUCAAUGUGGGUGGGUGAAGAUGAGGAAGAAGAACCCAUGCUGAGCCCUGAAUGCCAGAAGGAAGAUGACAAUGGGGUGGGUGAACAGGAGCUGGAGGAAAUCUAUGAGUUUGCUGCAACUCAGAGAAGGAUGGUUCAAGGUGAAACAGAGGUGAGCGAGGAAACAGACUGCAGCAUCUGCAGUGAUACUGAGGCAGCCCAAGGUACAAACCUGCAAACUGAGGAGGAAGAGGUAAAGACAUCUGGAUCUGCUUCAAUAAGCAACAGCUUCAAAGAUCUGAGGGAUGACAAUGAUGUGGAAAGAUCUAAAUGUGACUUGUCUGCACAAGAAGACAAAAUGCAGAAUAUAAAUAGGUGUGAGAGUGUGAGCAAUCCACAGACUACUUUUGUGCCUCACCACAGUGAACCUCAAAAAUGGGACGUAGCAUCCCAUGGUGCCACCACUAAUGAAGAAGAGACCGUUAGGAGAUGUGAAGGUGUGAAGGAUUCCGAGUCAUCUCAGGUCUCACAUGAUGGGGCAGAUCACUGUGAAAAACAGUUUCCUAGCUUCCACGGUGAUACUGAUAUAAACGAAAGUUAUGAACGCUUGUUUUCUGCAACUCAGGGAGAUUACUGUGAGCCUUCCCCAACGAAAGAAGUUACCAAAGAAUCAGGAAAGGCUCCUAGCGAAAAACAUGUUGAUGUUAAUGAUUCAUUUCCGUACAGCAAAUCACAAAAAGACCUCUCUCCACAUAGGAAUAGUUUUUAUGGGAGUCCUCCUCCCAAACCUUAUGUGCCCCUUUUUCCUGCUGUUGGCUCUUCACCUGCAUCUCCAAAAUCAGAGAGAAAGUUUGCCAGAGAACAUGUGUCAACACCAGAGCAAAACAAAAAGGAAAAAUCAUUCCCAACUGACGAAAUAUCCUGUCAGAAAGCCAACGAGCUGGAUACUGCGUCAAGAAAUGAGAACACAGUUUCUCCAGCCGAGCUUCCUGACAUUGAUUUAAACAAGCGCACGUAUGUCCCAGGGUUGUCAUCACCAGUCAUCAGAACUCAGGAUGAUGCAGCUCAGGGGAAGGAGGAGGGUGAUGUUAUUGUUUUAUCUUCUGAUGAUGAAAUGGAGUUACAAGAAGACAAGAAGUUGCCAGAGUCAGGCUCUGCUCUGAAAGAAAGGGAAAUCCUUGGGCAACUGGAAUGUACAAACGUAGAACAAGGUCCUGAGAUACCAAAACCUGAACCUAACUCAUCAGUCACUGAAACAGAGCAGAGAUCUACCCAGGUCUCAGGUGGCAUUACAGAGACAGUGUAUAUAAAUAAGGGUGUAAAGCUGUCCACCGAAUUGCCUCUCAGCAGACAGAUAGAUGCUUGUAUGGAGAGCAAACACAGUCCAAACCCGAGCCCUGAAAAAAAGUUCAGUCCUGAAGUGUCUUCGGGUACAGACAGCUCCUGGCUAGUGCCAGACACACCGGUUCUGAGCAAAAGCAGAAGUUUCACAACACAGACUCACGUCACAAGUAUUAAUUCUUUGAAGAGUCUAGGAUCUAAACUCAGCACAAAGAAAUUAGCAGCAGGGAAGAGUAACCAUGAAAUGGCUGGAAAUUUAAUAAAAGUUUGUGAAACAACGUUAUCAAGCAAACAUUUGCCUAUGGAGAACUCAGUCAGUGAAAGGAGCCCUCCCAGCAGCCCAGCAGCAGGAUCAUUUUCCAAGAACUCCCCACCAGUUUCUCCAGUGGAUCCAGUUCUCCUCUCCCCUGGGCACACCAACGUAAAAAGCAAAUGUGCCAAGAUCUCAUUUUUAUCCAAACCUGUGCCUCUGUGCCAUGAGCAGUCAUUGGAAGAUAAAACAAAUAUCAGCGUGGUUGAAGUAGAGGACAGCGAAAAGGAAGUAAGUCUGCAUUCUGUGAGCAGUAGUGUCUUGCUUUGUGAUGAGCCCCCAAUCCCCUUUGAUGACUGCUGGCAUGUUGAGUAUCUGUCACCAGUCAGAGGUCACAGCCAGGACUCCAACCAGGUCAGCCGUGCAAAGACCAGCACUACCAGCAGCCCCAAACCAGGCUCUUGGCAUGAGCAGUGGGAGAGCCCAGUCCACGCAGAGGAGAUUAAGGGCAGUACCCCUCUUCCAGGAAGUCCUGUCAGCAGAAGAACAACUUUGCUGUGUCUUGAAAAGAGUCCUAUUGAGGCAUGUUCGUCAGUGGGCAAUAGACCAAGUUACCUGAACUCCAAAAUCUGGGAUGAUUGGAAUGGAGAGGAGGAGGAAGAUGAAUUUCCAGAGAUGCUUCCUCUGUCUCAGAGGUUAUCAGCUGCAGCAGGUGCCCAUCAGACACAUCCUGUAAAGACUCCUGAACCUUCCUGUCAGGAGAACGACAAGCCUCCCAGCACUCCGAUGACACCAAUGCCAGCUUACUCCAUCAUGGAGACCCCACAGCUGAAGAAGGAGUUGAGCAGAUUUGGAGUUCGUGCUCUCCCAAAACGCCAGAUGGUGUUGAAGCUGAAGGAGAUAUUCCAGUAUACUCACCAGGACGUGGACUCUGACUUUGAGGAUGAAAUCCCAUCUUCCCAGCCUCCCCUGCGGAAGUCCCCGGCCAAACGUUCUAGGCAGUCAAAGGCAAAACAGACUGCAGGUGGAAAGCGUGCCAAUGCCUCGAGGGCUGUGGGCAAAAGGAAGCAGGUUGCUACGGCUUCUUCAGUGCUCCCUGUGGGGAGGGCUGAUGAUGACCUUGUUGGACCCCGAGAAACAGGCUGUGCAGCACCCAAGGAGGGAACUAAAGUGACACAUCACCCAGAAGGAGCCAAAGAGCAGAAAAGAUCAUCUGUAUCUCCAGAGAGAUGGUCUCUGGCAGCUGAUGGUGAGGAACCGAUCCUCUCAGCAUCUCAGGAGUCUGCAGUUUCUUCAGUGGAUGGAAGCGACAUCUCUUUUGGUUCACAGAGUUCUUUCGUGAAUGGAUUUGAAGCCUGUGAUUUUGCAUCCGAGGAAGAGGAAGAGGAGCUUCCAGCAUCUCAGGCAGCAGCUCGGGAAGAAGAUAAGCUGGAGGCAGUAAGGUGCUACAUCCGUUCAAACACAGCCCUGUACAACAAGAUUCUCUUUUAUGAGCCAAUUGAGCUGGCUGCGUUGCAUGCAGAGCUGAAACAGAAUGGCAUUAAAAUUUCCAAGGCAAAGCUGCUGGACUUUUUAGACGCUCAUUGUAUAACAUUUACCACGGCUGGAGCCCGGAAGGAGAAGGAACAGAAAAGAAAGGGGAACAAAAAACAGAGGAAACGGUACUGAAUGGAACCAACUCCUCCAUGCUGAAAAUUUUGUACAUGAAGGCCUUCCUGAUAAGCUGGAAUCCCUGUUCCAGACUGGUGCUGGCAGUGGUGCUGCGAUCGGUGGGUGCACUGCUCCUCCUUGUGGCCUGCUCUCCAGAUGACAUGCUGGAGAAUGGCUCUCA